Heterocephalus glaber (naked mole-rat) is the source of this 9619-nucleotide messenger RNA. It is a transcript of the gene Sgcd, whose product is annotated as sarcoglycan delta. NCBI's taxonomy places the organism in Eukaryota, Metazoa, Chordata, Mammalia, Rodentia, Bathyergidae. Gene Ontology annotation, cellular component: sarcolemma; sarcoglycan complex. Gene Ontology annotation, biological process: cardiac muscle tissue development; heart contraction. The record is from RefSeq and is a predicted model, not a curated record.
GCAGGAGUAAGUUACAAAGCGGCAGCGUUGAGCGAGGAGAGGGCUUAUCUCCAGCACCUUGGCCCCCAGAGCAGAGCCUGUGUGGAGAAUUGGUUCUGGAAGCACUUUUCCCUCCUGGAAUAGGAGCCCAGCAGGGGCCGGAGCAGGGCGGCAGGCAGCAGAGAGCGAAGCUGUCCCUUGACACAUGUGUUUCCCAUCCAUAGCUGCGAGUCAGACCGACAGAGCCAGAUUGAGUAUAGACAGAAAGUACGGUGGUUUCAAAGCAGCCCCAACAAGAACGGGAAUGCUGUUCAGGAAAUUCUUCAGGCAUGGGCAGGGACUUGGCUACAGUUCUGCAGUUGGAAAAUCUGACUGGGGCAGCUUCUGAGCUGGGCCUGCUCACACUCAGCAGGCUGAGUGGCCGCCUCCUUCACAGCUGCUCAGCACACCCGGGACCGCGGGCUGGCGGUUGCCAUCGGCCCUUUGUGUAGCAGAGGAGAUGCCUCAGGAACAGUACACACACCACCGGAGCACCAUGCCCAGCUCUGAGGGGCCACAGGUAUACAAAGUGGGGAUUUACGGCUGGCGGAAACGAUGCCUGUAUUUCUUUGUCCUGCUCCUCAUGAUUUUAAUAUUGGUGAACCUGGCCAUGACCAUCUGGAUUCUCAAAGUCAUGAACUUCACAAUUGAUGGAAUGGGAAAUCUGAGAAUCACAGAAAAAGGUCUAAAGCUAGAAGGAGACUCAGAAUUCUUACAACCUCUCUACGCCAAAGAAAUCCAGUCCCGACCAGGUAAUGCCCUAUACUUCAAAUCUGCCAGAAAUGUGACAGUGAACAUUCUCAAUGAUCAGACUAAAGUGCUAACUCAGCUGAUAACAGGUCCAAAAGCUGUAGAAGCUUAUGGCAAAAAGUUUGAAGUAAAAACAGUUUCUGGAAAAUUGCUCUUCUCUGCAGAUGACAAGGAAGUGGUGGUAGGAGCUGAGAGAUUAAGAGUUUUAGGAGCUGAAGGUACAGUUUUCCCUAAGUCUAUAGAAACACCUAAUGUCAGGGCAGACCCCUUCAAGGAACUAAGAUUGGAGUCCCCAACCCGGUCUCUGGUUAUGGAGGCCCCAAAAGGAGUACAAAUAAAUGCAGAAGCCGGCAACAUGGAAGCCACCUGCAGAACCGAGCUGAGACUGGAAUCCAAAGAUGGAGAGAUUAAGUUAGAUGCUGCGAAAAUCAAGCUACCUAGACUGCCUCACGGAUCCUACUCACCCACAGGGACGAGGCAGAAGGUCUUCGAGGUCUGCGUCUGCGCCAACGGGAGACUGUUCCUGUCCCAGGCAGGAACCGGUUCCACUUGUCAGAUAAACACAAGUGUCUGCCUUUGAGAGACUCUCCAGAGUGGACAUUGUCAGCAGCAUGAAGGCCGUUUUGUGGCUUUAGACAUUGGCUGCCAGCUAUUUUUACUAGAACACAGAAAGCCUAUCAAAGACCUUUUAUGUGUGAGUGUGUGUACACGCGUGAGUGUUUGCGUGUAUGAGUGGAUAUAAAUAUAUAUAUAAAUAUAUAAAUAAAUAUAUAUAUAUCCUCUGUAUAAAAUGAGGUUUCAGUACAAAAGGAACCAUGGGUGACCCUGUGAUCCCCACCAUCAUUCUCCAUCCCAUCACCACUGUCUAGGAGACAAAAUCUAAAUACUAAUUCAAAAUCAACAUUCCCUAGGCCAGCGAUGGCGAACGUUUUAGAGCCUUCAGUGACACCGAUGGCCCACUGCAGCAUGCGUGCCACAGAUUCGCCACCACUGCCCUAGACCGUUUGGAAUCACACUGUGCACUGAGAAGAUCAUUCAUCAAUAUGUUCAAGCAACAGCAUACCUUCUCCUUCAGUGUCAUUAGAGGCAGCAAUGGUGGGAAUCUCCAAGUUGUUCUCAAGCACUGAGAUCGUUGUAUCAAAAAGAGCCAUUUUGGACUGGGGGUGCUGCUCAUUACUAUAACAUUUGCUUAGCAUGUGUGAGGCCCUGAGCUCAUCCCCAACAUCACGCACACACCAGAUAUUUGGUUUCCCUUUCUUAGCUUUCGGAAGACUGGCCAACUUUUACCUUCCAGUUAGGGAUGAUGAGCCACUAAAGUCAGCUCUAAGAACUCCAAAUGGCUGUCCAACACUUGCAGCCCAACAUAUUGGGGGGUUUUGUCAUUGGAUGAAUGAGGAGAAUGAAUUUCAACAAAUUCUGAACUGCCUCCACAACUUCUGCUUAUCUGACUUCCUUCAAACUCACAUAUUCUCCCACAGUCAAAAUAAGAGUUGUAAAUCAGGACAUAAUAGGAUAACAGCUGUUCUUCAGUCAGCUGGAAGCUACUCAAUGGCCUAACAGAAAAGAAUAAAUGGGCAAUAUGUCUCUGCUCAAAGGAAAAAUGGCUCAAAAGCUGUUAUGGUCUCAAUUUUGACUUUAUCCAACACACUCUCACCCAAAAUGAUCAGGUCAAUCAAAAUGCCUAAGUGUGGAACCACAAUCCCAAGAAAAGUCAUUUAAAGGUAGAAAUCUAAUUAAGAGUAGCACCAAGAACCUAGUUAGUUUUUAUAUGUUUCUUGAGAUUGUUAGGUAACUCAGAGCCAUGCCUCAUAUUUUUAAGGGCGUGCCCAAAUUCUCUCGCUUUGAUCUUCUUAUAUAUGUAAUUUUUUCAGUGCUGGUAAUAUAUUCCUAAAUCUACUAUUUUCUCUGGGAAUCACAGAUAUAAAGCACUGCAUGCUGCCAGAACUGCUCCCUGAAAGUUAAUGUAAACUGAAUCACUAUCUUUAUCAGAAUCGCCAUGUCCCUGGGGGCCCAGCAGCACCCACACCCACAUCUGGAGGAGCAGCUCUCUGGUUCCCAUCAUCAGCUACCUCUCAUCACUCCACGUCCAUCACCAUGCUCCAGGGUCACCCUGGCUGGCUCUUGUGCUGGGACAGGGGAUUAUACCAUCUCUGUUCAAAGAGGGGAAAAUGUGCCUACGCCUUAAGUCAAUGCACUAAGCAAGGAGAAGCACAUCCUAUUUAUCUUGUUACCUGUAGUUUCUUUUGAGUGAUUGGAGGGGAAUUGUUUAGUUUUGGCUGGGCAUCAAAUUUGGUAGACAAAUAAAAUGGUUGACAGAUGUGGUUUCUACGGAGACCAGAAUGGAGAUGUAACUGUCUGGAUGCCAUUUAACCAUCAGUGACCCCACGAUCCUAAAUGAGGUUGUAUUUUGUAGAUCUGAAUGGCAAUUUUUUUCCUCAAUAAGGUUCUAAUUUUCUUACUUCACAAGCAGGAGAAGGUUUGUCAAGGGAGAUGAAAAAGAGGUUUGAUGUUUUUGAGAUGACACCCAAGCCUCUGGCUAAGAUUUGCACACAUGGGAUGAAAAAGCAAGCUGUGGGGUACAGUACCCAGUUACUCAGAAGGGGUAGAGGGAGGGAAGGUCCUAGCCCAACCUGUGAUUUUGCUGGCUUUGAGGCUCCAGGCUGGCUCUCCAAUAUCUCAUGCAGAAGAACUGGGUUGGUCAAUCUUAAGGCAAGAUUGUAAGAUUUCUUAGUUUGCAGCACUAAGACCUAAUAUGGGACACCUGUCCUAAAAGACAUCCGGUUAUUCUGGGUCGGUAUUUCUAAUAUCCUUAGGUUCAUAUUACCAGAAACUGCAUGCAUCACACACAGGUUUUUUGCAAGCCAGGAAAUGACCCCUUCCUUGGCUGUUAGAAACACCUACCCCAUAUCAUUCUGAUAAACAACUGUAAUAACCCUGAGGUCCUUUGUGGCUAAAUACCUUAAGACAGGUCUUUUUUUUAAGCAGGCUAUCUUUGCAUUUUGUCAUCUCACAUAGGGACAAUGAGAAAACAGAAAGUUCCCUGGACUACUUUCCUCUGAUUUUGUUCUAAUCAUGACAAAAGUCUGCGAUCAGUACCUUGGGAGUUUUAUGACCCCUCCUAAAAAGGGUAUGAUCCCACCUUUAAAUUUUAACCCUAAGAUUAGUCACAUCAUAAAUACAAUAAAAAUAAUAGCAGCAAUGAAGAUUAUAAAUGAAACACCUUUGGGGGGACACCUGAUAUAAAAUUCUGGCUUUCACUUAUUCUAAAUGACCACAGUAUAUAAGGUAAUAAGAAGAAACAUUGGUACAGGUGAAGUUAUGGAUUUCAGUUCAGACUUUGGAAAUUGGUAAAAUGUAUUCUAAGUUCUUCAUUAUACACUUUUUUCUCCCAGUACUCUCCAAUCAGAAUAUCUGCCGAAGAUCAUGAGAGUUUUACCUGAAUUCUGGAAAAAUACCUUUUACAUUAAAAUCUGCUAAUCUCUAAUUUUUUAAAAGGAGAUUCUAAUAUUUAUACAGUCUAUGAUAUCUUCUAGACAAUCACAUCUUUGGGUAAAUUAAGCAGCUGGUGGUAUAACAGAGUUCAAAUGAAUCUUCAAUAUAAUAGAAGUUUUAGGAUGGUAAUAUUCAUCAGAAAAUUUUUUAUAAAUUAAAAAUUGAUCUCCAAAUAUGUUUAGCAUUUAGUUGUAUUUGACAUAUGCUCAAUAACUGAUAAAAUUUCCAUCUUGGGAAACUACUUGAGUAUGUUGAAGGUGUUUGAAAGCUUUAUGGUGGUGCCUGCCUAGAUGGAAACAUGACCUGUGGCUUUAUAAUUAUAUUACCCAAGAGAAAGAGUUUUUAAACUUCAAUUUGCUUUUAACUCCCUUGAGGUCAUUUUCCCUUGGGAUAAUUCCCAACAUACACCCAGCAAUGACAGACCAAAGAGUGCUGAAAGUUUGACCCUAGAGCAAGGAGCAGCAAGUGGGGAGCUGGACAUCAAAUCCGCCUCAUGAAUGUAUUUCAUGAAUAUAUUUUACUGUUGCACAGCCACAUACUUGCAUCAUUCUGCAACACUGGGGCAAAGCAGCUGUGCCAGAGACUGCAAGGCCCACAAGCAUAAUUAUUACUAUCUGGCCCUCUACAGAGAAAGUUUGUUGACCCUGACCUAUGGGUCAUUUGUGGUGUGUGUUGCACACAGCCAAAAAGAAGGCAGAUCCCCCAUAGCAAAGAGUAACCUACGUUUCCAGGUAGGCUUGGGAAUAUAAACAUCUGGCAAUGUAUUUUAGGAAAGGAGAUUUUACUUGCACUACAUGAAGUAACCCACCCAACAGGGAAACACAGGGUCAGAGGAUUUAUUGGGAAUAGGGAGGAUGGAAUUAGCAGAAGCUUUGAGAAAAAAAGGAAAACUGUGAUCCUCCAAGAAUCUUUUCUGAGGAACCUUGUUAGAAAGAUGGUUCCUUAAAUCCUAAUCAUUGUGUGAGAAGAAGUGAAGCAGGGUAUCCUAUGCUUUAAAUUUCAUCUCUUUGCUGAGAACAUUCUUUCUGCUGUCUAUGUAACAGAAAUUUCCAUCUCACUUUCCUGUAUCCCAGAAAAAUGUCCAUUCCAACAUCCUUCAGAGCAUAUUUUGAACUUUACAUGUCAUUUUUGGCCUCUGUGACCUCAAGUAUUUACAUCUUUAGAGUGUGAAUAUGUUCCUACAGCCACACCAGGCUUAAAGAGUGGGUUGGAACACUGAAUAAUUGCAAGUGUUAGGUGAUGCAACAUCUUAAAACAUGCAGGAAGAAAAAUGUAGUAAAAUUCUUUGUACAGAGUCAUCACUGGGAGGAACCAGAUUAAUGCCCAUUUGCUUUGAUUUCCUAGGAUGUAGGUUUUUGUUCCUUGGUGUAGAGGGAUCACAAAAAAGGACAUGUGUUGGACUCCAACAUCUCUGCUUCGUGUGCUAAGCCAGGGUCCUGGCAGGGAUUUUUUUUCUCCUCAGUCAGGAUGCCUUUUGCUAAAAGGGCUUUGUACUCAAUGUUGUUAAAACAGCAUCAGUUAAGAGUGACCCUUUCCAAAUAUAAGUAUUCACAGUAAGCAGGGAGAAUUUUUUUAAAUUUACCAGUCCCUAAUCUCUAUCAGUUGUCCUAAUAUGGACAUGGCUGAAAGAAGAUUAAGUUGGUGCAGAAUGAGAAUAUCUUGCUCUUGUUUAUCUUCAGGCAAAAGGUUGCAUGAAAUUUGGGCCAACGAGGUAAAAGGAUCCAUUUAAGCCCGUGAUCCUCUUUUUUAAGGCUCUAAAAAAAAGUGAAAAAUCUCCUUUAAAUAAGUUGUAAACAAAGCCAGUUCUCGUCCUCCUUCCUGCCCCCAGAAAUCUUACACAAAAGAGGAUAAAGAAGCAGUUCUUUGAAUGAUACAUUUGCAUGGUGUACCAGUAGCAGAUGGGGAAAGAGUUACAAUGAAAGAAACAACCUUAGAAAACAGGCUUUUUAUCUCAAAGAUAAAAUGUCUCUUGCGGUCUUUCAUCACUUUCUCCUUGGUGGAAGGUUCCCCCAGUUCCAACAGAUUUCCAUUAAAAUAGUCAAAGCUACUGCAUUGGGAUGUCAGAUGGAUCUCUUUCUUUGUGGUAAUCGGAAUUUAAAAUUAUACAGUUGCCUCUGAAUUUCUCAUUCACAAAGCCAAACCACUGAUAAGAGAUAAAGCAGUCCGAAGCCUGCUGCUUCAGCCAGCACAGCACAGCACACCACAUACAUUAGCACUUCCAAAAGCAAUGUGAUUUCCAUGAUUCUUAAAAGCGUUCUUCAUAAUAGAAUCCUUGAAAUUUCUCAAGGCAGAUCUAAAUGGCAAAGGGAAAAUAAUUACUUGUGGGAGGUCCUCCUUUGAAGCAUUGUUAGAGCGCAAGUGUAAAGGAAAAUACCCCUUUUGGAGCAACCCAUGCUCAAAUAUGCUAUUUGGUCCUCCCUCACCUUCCUUUUGCAGAAAUUUACAGAGUAGGAAAUUAGUAUCUUCCUUUGAGAAAAAGAGAGCAAGAAAGUUAUGAGCCCUUGAUGCAACAGAGAGUGUAAUGUAACACAGUAUUAAUGAUCCCAUCAAACUCAUCAACAGUGUCAUAUACAACAACACAGAUGCUCAGUGCUACUCCUUAAUUUCACUCUAGCAAUUGAUAACUUCAGUAACCAAUUUGAGGUUUGCAACAGGCAAGAAGGUUUAGAGUCCAAAUCCACAUAGGAAGUCAGAAUUUUCCCAAUGCCUCAUAAAGCACAUAGACAUCCUCACUAUGAAAUGAGUGUAUUUUGCUUCAUCAUGAACAGUUUUUGGCAAAGAUCUGCUCAAUAAAACAAAUACAGAGCUACCCUCAUUGGAAGAAGAGAGAAGAAAGCAUUUGUUUAAUCUAAAAUCAUCUGUGCAUGGCUAGAGUCAUCUAGAGGUCCCUCUUCUUCCAAUGCCUUCACAGCCUAGUUCUACAUUUGGAUUUUCUUCGAGCAGUCAGACCUAACUCAGAUUUCAUAAAGUGAGAAAUUUCAAAUUGGUCUGUUUACAUGGAAGCACUACAGCAACAGAUUGAGGGCAGGAAGAUGACAUUUGUCAACAAGAAAUACGUUGGUGCUUCUACAGUCUACAUACUUAUCUAAUUCAUAAGAUUCUAACAUCUUGAGAAUCGGAUUGAGAAUUGGAGCAAAGCUAUGAAAUUUCUGUGGAAAAAAGAAUCACCCUCACAAGAUACUGCAUAAAAUAAGAGAUUUUCUUGGAUUCAACCCCUAAGUGUGUGAGAUGUUGGAUUCUAUUCUGUACUAAUAAUUGUUUAUAAUUAACAUUCAUUGAAUAUUUACUGUGCCAAAUAUUUCACACAAAUUCAUUUUCACUUAUUCAGUCCUUUGAGUUAGGUUCCUUUAUAGUUCCAAUUUACAGAUUUGAAACUGAGGUGUAGGGAGGUUAAGAAACUUGUCCAAAGUCACUAGCUAGAAAUCAGAAGAGCUAGAAUGUGAGUCUAACUCCUGACCACUAUGUUAGGAAGUCACCAGCACGUCAAACUAUUUUUCAAGUUGUUUGGAAGUGUCUCCUACUAAAUUUUAAAGCAGAUCUUCUUUGUGAAUGAAACUAUAGAAGCUUUAUUUCCUGUGUUCUGUCAUUUCUCACCAUGUAUAAGUAUGUGGCGUGAAAAUAUGGAAAGUCUGACGGAAUAAUAGAAUCUAGAACCAAGAAAAUUGAUCUAGAUGCUUAAGUCAGGGCCCCUGCCUUUUCACACUGGAAGAUAUCCUAGCCUCAUAUUUUACAAAGAAUUUUAAUACCCUGUAACCUACAGGUAUAGCUAAACAGAGUUUUGUUCUCAUAAACAUCUACUUGCUUCUCUUCUGCCUCCCUUCAAAAGACAGAUAUCUAAUUUUGGGUGAGGUUUUUGGCACUCAAAGGUUACCAUUAUUUUCUACUUGUGGCAAAAAUAAAUAAAAUAAAAGAGCACUCGGCCUCUAUCACUGUCCCUGUGCCUACAACAAGAUAAGACUACGGAGGAUCCAAUCAGCACCAGACAUUCGAUACCAGCUAGAGCUGAGCUGGCCACUUUGUCUCUGAUGGCUUCAGCCCACAGCUUGUAAGCCACUGAUGAUGCUCCAGGUUCUCCCCAUCACUACCAAUUGAUCUGAGUUGGAAAUGAGAUCCAUUUGCCAAAUUUUAUCCCAACAAUGGCACCUUUUCACCAGUGUACACUUUAAAAUGAUGUUCUAGAUUCAGCAAUGAGGAUGGUGGUGUUCCAACUAGGUCAGGAAAUAAUGAGUGUGUCUAAAGGUUACUACAACUGGGUAGCUUGGGGCACUUCGAUCCUCUGAGCAAAGACAUUGGGCUUUGAUCUGUUAAAGGACAGGGGGAUUUUUGCUGAAUUUACUCAGCCAACAACCAUUUGAGUAGAUUAUAUACCAGGAUGUCCUUGUUAAGGUCCUGCUGUCAAUCUGUCCUCACCAGGACAGAGAAAGAGAUGGCAGUCCAUCCUGCUUUAUGUGCUGUCCACACAGCACAUACCUGAUCCUCUGGGGAGAAUGUGGAUAUACUCACUGCCCCAAACAUGCAGCCUGAGGGUUAGUGCUUCUCUGGCUCAACCUCCCCGUAAAACCUUAUCAAACAGAAAUGGGCUAAAAAUGCUAAAGACCUUAUUUCAGGGCGAGUCAGUCAGAGAUUUCCUUUCUAGUGAUGCAGAUGUCCAAAUGGCAAGACAACAAAGUGUACCUUUAAAAAAAAUCUCAUGAAACUAACCUUACCAGAGCCAGAAAUCUGGCUCACUGGAAGAGAGGGGAGACUCCAGCAAGAUGAGCAAACUACUGGCACACUUAAAUUUCAGUGACACAAAAUCAGUUUCAUCCAGUGUUUUUGUUAGGGAAUGAGAUGAAGGUUUCCAUACAUUAACCACCUCACUACCCAGUUAAGAUUUUCCCUCUUGGAGUCCAUGAAGCAGCAGAAACACCUCCUAAGGGGGUCAUGUUUUAGAAAGCAAAGACAGAACAUCUAUGAUGAUGUGGCUACAUGUUCUUUUCUCUGGAGAAGCCAGAGUCUGGUGCUUUUCACAGAAAAGAUGAGGUCACAGAAGUCCCAUUUGUGUGUAGAUUUUCAAUUUUGAAAAAGCAGCCCCAUUCCCAUGAAACAAUUUAGUUCAGCCUUUGUGUUAUUUUUGGUUUUGUUUUCUUUUUUCCUCUGGGUUUGAGUGUGAUGUGAGAAGAAGAGCUUUUUAGUUUUGUUUCAAAUAACAUCGAUCCUUGCACACACUAUGCAAAAAUUUUGUAAGCAUUGCAAUAAUGCUAUGAAUUACAAGGAACUAUUUUAACUUUAUUACACUUUCUGUAUAAAAAUUUGUAUUUAAUAUUAUUUCGACUUCAGUCUUGUAAAAUAUAUUAAUAAAAAUAAUGAUUGGUAAGAA